UCCAUCUCAAAACAACAACAACAACAACAACAACAACAACAACAAAAAGAAACUAGAUGUGCUGGCUAAUUUAUAUCCAAAUAAUUCAUUUUGCCCUUGUUAUGAAUGUGACUUCAAGGAUAGGGCAACAUCACAUGGCACAUAUUCUCAACCUGAAUUUCAUCUCAGUGUCUCUGUCAAAGUGGACGCUGCAGGUGCCUGGUGAGAGCAUUUUUUGAGGGUAGUGGAGGCCUUUUCCUUCCCUGGGUCCCAGGUCUGUGAGGCUCAAACCUCUCUUCCUAGUCUUGCCUUGAUUACCACACUAAAUAUGUCAUUUAGCAAAUCCUUCUGAUAAAGGCUCUUUUGUACUUCAAGUAAAGAAACCCAUAUCAGAGUGUCUAUUAUAUACCUGCCACUGUCUCCUUCAUUUAAUCAGCCAUUGCCUGGGGAAGAGGUGGGGCUGAGCUUAAGCAAGGUCACUGGUUUGCUGUAUCCCAAAGGUGUUUCCAUUUCUGCAUGUUACUGGGCUGGGAGGAUUUGGGGGGUGAGGACUGUAUUUUGCACUUUGUAUUCCUGGUAAAGAAUCUAGCACGGUGACAAUCAGUAUUUGUUGAGUGCACAAAUUUGUUUCAAGAGCAGAUCUCCUGUCUUAGUUUAGCUUGAGCAGCCCAGAACACAAGUAAGUGCCAUUAAUCUGGCACAUCAUCUGUGUUCCAGGAAGUCAAAGGGAAACCUAACGUGAGAAAUGUGAACAUUUAAAUUAAAAGCACUUACAACUAUUUAAUGUACCAUCCUGAUUCUAAUUAAUGCAGAAGUUAAUUUGAUGAAAAUUGGGAGAAAUCACAGCAGCAAUCCUGCUCUGAACUUGAUAAAGAGUUAUACAGUACCUCCUGCUCCUUGGGGAAUGGAGGGUGCUAGUGAACUGAUGUAACCUGGAUUUUGUCUGUUCCCAUUUUCAAGUGGCAGAAUUCUAUGGAAUACUUGAAUUAAUUGAUAUUCCCGUUAUAGUUGCCUAAAGACUCAGGCCUUGGGAGUCAUAACCAUGUGGCACAAAGUUUAAAUUAAUUCUGUGGCAGUUUUCGAUAGGAUCAUUCAUUCAUUCUGUGUAUUUUACUGAGCACCAACUUGGGCUCCAGGUAUAUAUCAGUCAAAUAGACAUAGUAUCUGCCAUCAUGGAGUGUACCGUGUGAUGAAGAAACAGCAUCAGUAAGUACACAAGAAAAUAAAUCUCUCAGUGCAAACUGUGAUAUAUGUUUGUUAUGAUGAAAGUGAAUAGGAUACGGGGAGAGGUAGAGAGAUGUGAGGUGACUUCACCGAGAGAACAGUAUGUGCAAGGUCACUUGGGUGCAAAGGAGCUUGGCAUGUUGAGGGUGCUGAGAAGCUAAGUGCGAGCCAGUGUGCCUGGAACAUGCUCAGGAGGAGGAGCUGGUGUUAAAUGAGGCAAGAGAGACCAGCAGGGCCCAGGGCACGCCGGGCUUUGUAGGAGGUACAUGGAUUCGGAUUUUGAAUCACUGUGCAAAGACCAUUAUAAUUGAUUUAAACAUUUAUGCAACUUUUGGUCUGAGAGCAUUGAAUGAAUAGAGACUGUGCACCCAUUAGUCUUCUCAAGGUAAAUAUUAGAAUUCUUAAGUUAGAUCCAUUUUUGUUCCUGUGGGAACACAAUUUUAUAUGGUCAUAUAUGAUUAUGGGAAGAUAGAUUUUUGAUAUUCAAAUAUUCAGGUAACAUUAUCAUUUAGUUAUACAUAGUAAAUCAAAAAAUAAAGCAAACCCAAGUUGUUUCCAGUUGUAAAGAAGGUAGCAUGGCUAUACAGUUUCCUGUUCUCCUGUGGAGACGGUGGAGGGGAAAUUCCAUGUGCCUCUGCAUUUUCUGCAUGUGUUGUGAGCUAGUCCCUAACUACUCUUUGUUCUGAAUACCUUUUCUAGGAUGUUUGUGUGGGGAGAAGCCUUGAACGGUAGAAAUCAUGUCCCCUUUGUAGCAAAGGACAGGCUUGCUUAUAGCAUUGGAAAGUAGAGGUAGUGUUUCCCCUCAGAGCACAGGGCAGAUAGGUUUACUACCCCCUGUAAAAAAAUUGGGGCUCCUUAAGCUCAGGGUUUCUCUCCUGAAAUGAAGCCCACUGUAUGUGCAAGUAUCCAUCUGGGCCUACCUACAUUACUCCAAGGGGAAGGGGAACUGACCAGACAUACUGAUGCUUGUGCCACUUGCUGUGCGAUGAGGAAACAAGGCUCCAGAGGGAAGAUCACCUGCCUGGUGUCAGCUUGCUCACUGGUAAGGAGCUUCUGAUUCCAAAGCCGGUGCUCCUGUGCUCCUCACCGUUGCUGUCCACACCUCUUGGCAAAUGGAGGCUUAUGAAUUCAUCAGGAAACUGUGAACUAGGACAUACAUGUGAAUUUAGGGAAGUUCCGAAGAUUUUUAUUUAUUUAUUCACCUGAAAAAUACAGGAUUUUCACUAACCUUGGACCAUAUAUUUGCCAGGAAGAAUGUAAGUUCUCCAACAUCUUCAAAUAAAGAAGUGGUUAUGAAGAAUGAUCAGAAUAAUGGAGGUACGAAACCAGUCCAGAAUUUCACAACAAUACCAAUCACACAGGCUCUCAACUACAAUCUGAGCAAAGAAGGGCAUUUAGAAAAAGAACCUUGGAAUGCAUUCAGCCAUCAUGGCCCAGUUAAUGUCUCCAUCGAUGGAAUUUCUUGCAUUCUCUUCUGGGCCAAAAGAAUCACGAUUAAAUUUAAGAAUCAAACCUGGCUGGACCUUACAGACGAGGCAUUUGGUCAGAAGGUAACAGUGGACCCUGACAACUCAAAUUGCACUGAAGAAAGUGCUAGGUUGUCUUUGAAGCUUGUUGAUGCUGGAAACCCCAGAGGUCUUGCUAUAAGAUUCAUCCUUACCAAUUACAACAAGUUGUCCAUCCAGAGCUGGUUUACUUUGCGCCGAGUCGAGAUCGUUUCCAACAAUUCAAUCCAAGCAGUCUUUAACCCAACUGGCAUACAUGCUCCCUCCGGUUACUCCUACCGCUGCCAACGCGUGGGCAACCUGCCGCGGGACCAGGGCCUCUUGCUGCCUAGCGACACGGAUGAUGGGUCGAGCCUGUGGGAGGUCACUCUUAUUGAUUUCCAGAUCCAAGGUUUUGCCAUCAAGGGGGGACGGUUUACGAAGGCCCAAGACUGCGCCUCCUCCUUCUCGCCAGCUAUUCUGAUUGGCCUGGCAACGUCCCUGAUCCUGCUGCUGGUGUUGGCCUACGCCUUGCACAUGCUCAUCUACCUGCGGUAUCUGGACCGGCACUACGAUCUCAUCGCCUCUCCUGCCCACUUCCCGCAGCUGAAAGCUCGAGACACAGCUGACGAGAAGGAGCUGCUGAGGAGCCAGGGGGCUGAAUGCUAUGAACUGAGAAGCCAACAGAUCAGCAAAAUCUAUGUUUAGCAGCACAGGCUGGCCCCCACCACGUCCACAGUGGGCUCCGAAAGUUGUUUCUGUUCUACGCUAUUUGACUUGUGAAUUACAGAUUUUCACCAAAUGGAUUGAUUACAAAAGAAAAAAAAAAAAGAAAAAAAAGAAAAAGGAAAUAUAUAAUGAAUUCUUUUUGAACCAUCCUCUGGCCUACGUAGGUAGACUUGGGGCAAUGAAAAAAGGCAUCUCAGGGACCCCACAAAGACAAAUAUGACUGUUAGUUGCCUCAAAGUACCCUGAAAACAAAGGAGUAUUUCAAGUAGGGAAAAAGAAAGACAAAGAGAGAGAGAGAAAGAAAAAGAAGGAGGAGGAGGAGGAGGGGAGGAAGGGAGGGAGAGAUGGAGGGAGAGAGAGAGAAAGAUUGGCAACACAGAGAAAGGAAAACACACUCGGUCCUCCUUGCCUGUGCCAGUUUGGAUGUGAUAAUUAUAGAAAUAAUAAACCCAAGAUUAUCUGGAGGUUCAUAAUUUAAACUAUUUUGUAACAUAAUUUGCAUUUCUAGAUAUUAUGUCCCAAUUUUGUUUUAAAAAUAGUCUUUUUCUCUUUCACAGAAAUGUUGAGGGAGGACUCCAGUCCAUGUGGCAGAGCACUUUAUUUAAGGACCUUCUUGUCCUUUACUUUGCUGUUCAGAAGCAGUACAGCUCCAUCUGUGAAGUAGGGGUAAUAGUCUUGGCCAUAUUUUACCUUUCCAUCUGGUCAAGGUGCCAGCGUUGUCUCAUUUGUCUGAUUUAGACCUCUGUGAGCUCUCAUAGGUCCACUUGGAAUAAACAAUAGAGCGAAGCAAUAACAGUGUGCUUGCUAUGCAAACACAGCUUUGAGACAUAUCCCCUGAUCUUCCUUCCAAUGAGAUAGUGUCCUCUAAAUGCCUCCUUAAUAGAAAUUCUAGAGCUACCCCUGAUGUUCUUACUGUCACUGUCUUUCAUAUGCAUUCCGCAGCAUCCUUUUCAGCUCUUGGCAGAUACUGAAGAUUGAUUCACUCUUCAUCCUCACCAAAGCGUCUCUAAUAAUAUGCCUUCUGUCUUAAAGAGAUCUUAAAUAUAAAGAUGACAUUGCAUUUUCCCAGCUAGGGUUCAGUACAGGACCUAGGUUCUACAAGAAGAUACUCCUACACAAAACUUAGAAUGCAGACGGGAACCAUGUGCAGUGGAGGGUCACACACAGAGCAAGAGAAUCUUCUGGGCAGCUGUCAUGAUGGGUCUGCUGUCUAGUCCCAUCCUAGUUGGCAAGCAGUAGAUGAUAAUGACAGCGAGUUUUCUGAUGGGACAGUCUCAUGUUGGGCAUUUAUUUUGGCUGCAAUUUUCUUGGCUGUGAAUGUAGGUUUGGUUCUGGCCCUCUCAGAAUUCUGUAAGAUCCUAUACUUUAUAGCAAAUUUCUUUCUGUUUUAAUAACAGAGUUGAUUCUGUAGUCUGCAAUGAAGAAUCCUGAUUUAUGUAGUUGUUAGUACCAAGAGGAUUGCAGGGAACAGACUCAAGAAAAUGCGAAUCUGUGAUUGAUUAUCCAACUCCAUUUGGCUUUAAACCAGUGGAAACUGUCAGCCUUAGAGAAUGGUAUUCAGUAAUCAAACAGAUUUUUACUGUGGUUCGCUUGAGCA
Molecule: messenger RNA, 5013 nt
Organism: Cercocebus atys (sooty mangabey)
Lineage: Eukaryota; Metazoa; Chordata; Mammalia; Primates; Cercopithecidae
Gene: ATP6AP1L
Product: ATPase, H+ transporting, lysosomal accessory protein 1-like
Exons: 9
Coding region: 2496-3395 (299 amino acids)
Cellular component (GO): proton-transporting V-type ATPase complex
Source: RefSeq, a predicted model, not a curated record